This is a messenger RNA of Styela clava, 4341 nucleotides long. Its product is annotated as monocarboxylate transporter 9-like. Lineage: Eukaryota; Metazoa; Chordata; Ascidiacea; Stolidobranchia; Styelidae. Gene Ontology annotation, molecular function: monocarboxylic acid transmembrane transporter activity. Gene Ontology annotation, biological process: monocarboxylic acid transport; transmembrane transport. The record is from RefSeq and is a predicted model, not a curated record.
UAGUCAGUGGUGGAACUUGCAAAUUUGAAGAUGUCUGUGUCUGUGCUAUAUGAUUUGAGUGCUUGUUCAGCAAUUUAGAGGGCAGUACGGGUAACAUGAUAGUUGGUAUUAAGCUACGAGGCGUAGCUUGGCGGUUGCACUCGAGCACACUUACUGUAUGUUAUGUUGGCCAGAUCAUAUUUGCAAAUUAUCGCUGGACAAUUAAAACUAACUGAAAAUAUACGUCUGAGUAUUUUAACACAAAUAUUACCACAUGGAACAAAAGUUAAAUCUGUAAAAAAUUUUCCCAUUUCCAUUUACUUCAUGAUUUGUUACAAAACACAUAUAUGUAGACGUAACCGGAGAGUAGCUUGAGGGGGCCACAACACUAGUCACAAAAUUUAUUUUAUUUGCAUGCUUUUCUCCUUAUAGGGUAAUACGGAGUAAACAAUUACUCCGCGUACAAUUACAUAAUCAAAUUAAAUGGAACAUAGGAAAAUACAAAUUUUUGUGGUGAUUUCUUCAAGAAUGCGCCCACAGAUCCGAGCUUAUUGGCAGCGGUGGAUUUUUAUUGUAUAUAUGCGUGUGUGCAGUUAUCCGCAUAUUCAUUACUCCUUCGUUUUCUUUAUGAUCUUAUUACCGACCAGUCGAUCGCGAGCUAUUUUGAAGAUUUUAGUCGAUUCGGGUCGAAAGAAGGUUGGCCACCUCUGCUAUAUAUGUACGAACAGUUUAGUAUUCCGAGGUAGGUAAAAUGUCAAAGUGAAAUUUCACAGAAAUCGAGAAUUCUCCGCAAAAUUUGCGUAUCUUUGAAGACAUAAAUAGUAAUUUUGAUCACCCUAUUUGAUAAUUGAUAUAUCUGAAUAUACAUGAAUAUAUAUAUAUAUAAUAUGUAUUUGAGAUCGUAUGUUAUAUUUCAUAGCGGCAUGUAAAAAGGGUUUGCUGACCAAUAUUACACAAAAUGUGAAAAUUGAAUUGUUCGUGCAACAUUGGGUGAUUGCCAUGCCCAUAAGGUAUUUGUAAAAUCAAAUGAGAAUUUACAUUUUACACAGAUUUUGAAUCGACGUAAUUAUGCAUUUUAGCAUAAUUUCACCCGUAUUUUUGUUAAACGGUGUAUGGCCGUUUUAAUAUAUAUUUCCCGUACAUAUUCCAAAUACCAAAGAUAAAAAGCGACGUGACCACGCAUCCCACAAAAACUAUCCGCUAUUUACCUUCAAAAUGUAUUCUACGGAAUCUUGCUGAAAUGUUUACACCUCUACACAGAUAUGUUGCGAAAUGAACUGAAUAUCACAGUUCAAACAGCUGUCGAAGAUUGUAGGCCUGUUUGUCUUGCCCAAUUCCUGCGUCGUCAUCAAGCCUACGACGUUGUCGGUAGAAAUAACUCUUCUGUAAGUGACAGAUAUCUUCAAUAAUAGAUAUAGAACAGAACAAGCUAAGUUGUAUAUUACUAACAGGAUUAGAAAAUCAUUACCCAAAUGUAAAUCAUUGUUAUAUUGCCAUAACAGGAGCGAUUUAACUUCGGUAAGCGCGCGGAAAUCGAUAUCGACGAUGUUAUAUGGUCUUUGACUAAGUGUAGUCUUUUGUGGAAUUAAAACGUCAAUUACUAGCAGAUGGGCAGAGACUUAAUAUAUAACUGAUACGAGUACUGAGCUUAAGGAGAGCAUAUAGAAGAUAUAUGGCAGCAUGAGCUGUACCGAAUUUCGGUCGGUUUAGUAGAAUGUGCUCUAAAUUACGUAUCUAAAUGACUACAAACGGUUUCCCGGUUGAAGGUUGUUAAAUAAGCGUUCAUUAUGCCUAUAUUGUUUUUGUGGUUUUCCACGUCGGUGGUUUUCAACAAAUUUUGAGAAUACACAUUGACUCGCUUUUUGUGUAUGGUUGCUUUGCCGACAUAGGAAUGGUAGUAUAAAUUACAUAGCAGCAGUUAAACAUUGCUGCGUUGUAAGGUACCAAAUCGGAUAAUGUUAUCGACAAUUUUGCGAAAGUGAUGUGGUUACGAAAACUUUAGUAAGCUUUUAAAGCAUCAAUUGAAUUUCGAUUCCCAACUUUAAUGUCGGUUAUUUUGAUUGCGGGGAAGUUGAAAAUCCAAUACAUCUUCGUGUGCAACCUCCACUCCCAUUAUCAGCAAAAUUGCUAAAAUUUGACCCCCAAAUACCUUCGAUAUAUAUAUUUUCUAGAGAGUUUGGUAUUUUUAGACACUAAGUGUAAUUGAAGCCGAUAGAAGGCUAUAACUUUAAUUUUUUUUUUUAAUUUACUCGGAGUCGAAAAAUGCCAACUUGAAAAGAAAAAUGGUCUUUGAAGCAAAGUUGAGUCUGAACUGAGAAUUCUUCUUUUUACGGGACUUAGGUUGAGAGUCGUGUCUUCCAAAAUAAUUUGCACAAAACUGCUAAGCAAAAUUAGUUGAUCUAUAUUCGAAUCUUCAUUCUUUAUCGGAUUAAAUGUAAUUAGUUUCAGAUUUUUGGCAUUAUUGCUUUUAUAAAGUUUGAAUGACUGAGACAAAUUCUCAGUGGAGAUGGGUCGUCUUAGUUGCAUGCUUUAUAUCAACUGUAGGAAACUCAGUGUUUUUCUACGCAUUCGGCACAUUUGUUCUGUAUUGGAUUGACGCUUUUUCUGCAACAACGGCUUCUGUAGCAGCCGUCGCUAGUUCUGGAUCAGCAAUAGCGGCAAUGGCAUGUCCUUUCGGUUGCUUUAUUGUUGAUAAAUGGGGAUACAGAUGGACUCAUGUUCUCGGGGGAAUCAUGAUGAUGAUGUCAUUUGCAGCUUCUUCCUUAGCCCAAACAUUAUCUCAACUGUUUUUUACGUACAGUGCCUUAGGAGGUUUGGGAUGUUGCUUCUGCAUGGUUUCAUACGUAAAUGCUGUGAGUGAGCAUUUUCAUGAUCAAAGACCACUUGCUUUUGCAUUGGUAACGAGUGCCUAUGGACUUGGAAGCUUUAUAUUCCCCCUGUAUUUUGAAAUGCUCAUCGCAGAAUACAAUUGGAGGGGGGCCAUGUUAAUCACUUCAGGUUUCUUUGGUAACAUGAUUGCAUGUGGCUUAUUACUCUAUCCUGUUAGGGCGUCACCUCCCUUUCCAAUUCUCCGGUGUUGGAAGCUGAAAAGCAAAAAUUCAAAUACACAAAGAAAAAGUCUGGCACCCCUAAUUUCGGAACAUGGAACGGACUGUUAUGAAGCCAAAAUAACGUCGUCGGAAGACAACAUUUCUUUUGGCGGAAAUGUACAACCAAAUGAAAAACUUGUCAUAACUUCGAAGGACGAAAACGAUAAUUUUAAUUUUGACAAGGCAAGUUCAGAAAAAUUAUCUGAUGACGAAUGUUAUGAACUCGGCAAAAACGAAUUAACAUUUUUUCAAAUUGCAAAGAUAUUAUUCAGCGGCUGUACAUUUUAUAUAGUCAUUGCACAUAAUACUAUUUUAUACAUGGGAUAUUUCAUUGUACUCGGCUUGACAACAGCAAGAGCAUCUUACGAUUUAAACUUCACCGAGGAACAAGCUGCACAGGUAGUUUCAACGUUUGGCAUCAAUGCAAUAUUUCGGAUAUUGCUAGGUCUUCUAUCAAAAUGGAAGUUCGUAAAAUCGUAUUAUGUGUAUUUUUCAUGCUUCGCAAUUGCUGGAGUCCUAACGUUACUUUCUGUGUUUGCCAAAUCGUUCGCUAUGCAAAUUGCUUACGGUGUCUGUUGUGGUGCUCUCUUUGCCGCCAUAACACAUUAUCAAGUGCUUGUACAUGAAAUUUAUGGUGCCAAAUUCUUCAAUGUUGCAUUCGGUUUUCUUGAAUUGAUGCAUGGGGUCGGUAUUGUAACCGGACCAAUAAUUGGAGGAAUUCUCAUCGAUGUGACAGGAUCCAGUGUCUGGACUUUUAUAUUUGCCGGAUCAACAAUACUCUUGGCUACGUUCCUUUUGCCCAUUGGUUUUGCUUUAACUGGACAAAUUAAAAAGUUGAAUUUUUAAAUAAGCUUUAUAUUUUUUACUCCAAAUAAGUACUCAAUUCUCAUUUGAUUGACAACAACAAUUCUAUAAAAUGGAAUUGCUGCGAUUUAUAAGGUAGUUUUGUUUAUCUUUUUACUUUUUCAGUCACAUGGUUUGCCAUCUGACUUCUAAAUGUAAAGACUCUCCAAUAUCUGCCAUUCCAUCUGAUUUCAACUAGAACAUUUCGAUAACUAUAUUUCUUUUAUUUCUUUUUUCUUUUCAAACAUUGUUCACUGCUAAAUAUAAUAAAAUGCACUUAAUAAAAUGUGUUUAAAUAUAGAAAACUUAGGAUUUUAUGCUUUAAAUAUCUUGUUAAAUAUACAAAUGCUUGAAAUUCUCUUAUGGCGAUUUAUGGGUAUCUUAAUCAGUGAUGGGAUUUGAAAUGUUAAGAAAGGUUCUCUUUUUUUUA